Messenger RNA from Danio rerio (zebrafish), 1767 nucleotides. Lineage: Eukaryota; Metazoa; Chordata; Actinopteri; Cypriniformes; Danionidae. The record is from RefSeq and is a predicted model, not a curated record.
AGACACAGACAGAGGUUUAGUGUUGAUUUCUUCUUGUUUGUGUUGAUUCUUCUCCUCUUAAACAGACAGAGAAACUCCUGCUGAAGCGACUGAGCUCCACUAUUAUAAAGAUGGCCUUUAUUAAAGAGGAGAGUGAAGACCUGAAGAUUGAAGACACAUUCACAGUCAAACAUGAAGAUGCUGAGCAGAUAACAGAUGCGUUGGUGCUGAAAGAGGAGAGUGAUGAACUGAAGCAAACGAAAGAUCAAUAUGAGAAACACCAUGAUUUUGUUGAAGAAAAUACAAAGAUGAUGAAGACUCAGAAAACCACAUCCAAUCAUCUUUUCUCCUGUCGGGAUUGUGGAAAGAGUUUCAGUCAAAAACAAAAUCUUGAAUCCCACAUGAGUAUCCACACUGGAGAGAAGCCUGACAACUGCCAACACCGUGGAAAGAGCUUCAGUCAACAAAAACACCUUGAGGGCAAUGUUGGAAUCCACACCGGAGAUGAGCCUUUAGCCUGUCAUCAGUGUGGAAAGAGUUUCAAUCAUAAACAAAACCUUAAGAUCCACAUGAGAAUCCACACUGGAGACAAGCCUAACCAAUGCCAACAGUGUGGAAAGAGUUUCAUUCAUAAGCAAAACCUUAAGGUCCACAUGAGGGUUCACACCGGAGAGAAACCGUACCACUGCCAACAUUGUGGAAAGAGUUUCAGCCAACAAACUAAUCUUGAAGGGCACAUGAGAAUUCACUCUGGAGUAAAGCCGUUUACCUGCCAAGAGUGUGGAAAGAGCUUCGUUCAUAAACACAACCUUCAGCUCCACUUGAGAGUUCAUACUGGAGAGAAGCCUUUCAAAUGCCAACACUGUGGAAAGGGUUUCGUUCAUAAACACAACCUUCAGCUCCACUUGAGAGUUCACACUGGAGAGAAGCCUUUCAAAUGCCAACACUGUGGAAAGGGUUUCAGCCUACAGAAAAACCUUGACGGCCAUGUGAGAAUUCACACUGGGGAGAAGCCUUUUUCCUGUCCUCAGUGUGGAAAGAGUUUUAUUGAUAAACAGAACUUUAAGGUCCACAUGAGGGUUCAUACCGGAGAGAAGCCUUACCAGUGCCAACAGUGUGGAAAAGGUUUCAGUCUAAAAGCAAGUCUUGAUUGCCAUAUGAGCAUUCACACUGGACUAAAGCCUUUUGUCUGCCAACAGUGUGGAAAGAGUUUCCACCAAAGACCAAAGCUUAAACUGCACAUGAGAGUUCACACUGGAGAGAAGCCUUAUAUGUGCCAGUGUGGGAAGCGUUUCACUGAAAACGGACAACUUAAAAGACACAUGAUAACUCACACUGCAGAGAAGCCUCACGCGAAUAAAGAUAAAUCACAAGACUCACACAGAGAAGCGCUGUGAACAUCACUAGUGGAAGGCCAAUGGUUGUUGGUGGUCGCAUUGAAUGGUGGAAGGGUGUCGCGGACGAUGGACGAAAGUGAAGAGCGGGGGUUGUCGUGGAUGAAACUGAAGAGAGUUGGGGAGUUGCGGAAGAAGGUGAACAGCGGACAAGGGAGGAGGGCGGUUGAGGAUCUGUAAAAUCAGGUGCCGGAUCAGAUUUCAGAGGUGCCGGCGUUUUCCAGCACAAAUUAAGCCCUGCUUAUAGUACUACUCUAAUCCUUAUAACCAUGUCUUCUUGUCAGUACAGGGUGUUCAUGAGCACUGUGCUAUGAUGUAUACUUUGGAGGUUAACAAGGGUCUGACAAUGAAACUGAAACGCCUGGUUUUAGACCGCAAUAAUUCAUUAGUAUGG